This is a messenger RNA of Chenopodium quinoa (quinoa), 2419 nucleotides long. Its product is annotated as F-box/LRR-repeat protein At4g14103-like. The transcript is spliced from 4 exons. Gene Ontology annotation, molecular function: protein binding. The coding region runs from base 444 to 1892 and encodes 482 amino acids. Lineage: Eukaryota; Viridiplantae; Streptophyta; Magnoliopsida; Caryophyllales; Amaranthaceae. The record is from RefSeq and is a predicted model, not a curated record.
GAGACCAAGGCCUGUAAUUUUCAUCAUUUGGCCUACUGUCCUACCUUUUAUAGGGUGGCAUUUGACUGUGCAAAUUUCUUAUUCUUAACUUUUUUUAAACUACCAAUAAAAAAACAGAGAAAAAUUUACUCAAAACUGAAAAAAUGUCUUAAAACAUCACACUUCACUACUUGUCCCUUCACUAGGCUAAGCUAAGUUCAUUUUUUUUUUUUUUUGGAGGGGGCUAAGCUAAGUUCAUAAAUAUUGACAAACUUGUUGUCUUCCAAUCUUCAACAUUUUAAAAUCCAAUCGGUUGUUAAAAAAAAAAAAAAAAAAUCCAACCAAGAAAAAUGAUUUCUUUCCAAAAACAUUGGCCUAAAUUUUGUCAUAUGAUAUGGAAAAUGAUAUGAAGAAUCAUAGUGAUUAUUUGGAUUUAGCAUUGAUGAAUAUUGCCUAAAGAAAUCAUGGGUGUUAAUCAAAGAAAUCGUAUAACACCUAAAAAAACGACCGAAUUGUUAUCCAAAAGAGAAGACAGGAUUAGUAGUUUACCAGACGAAGUAUUAGGUAGAAUUCUAUCUUUACUUCCUACAAAACAUGCUGUUGCUACUACUAUCCUUUCAUCAAGGUGGAAGAACCUUUAUAAGCUUAUUAGUACUCUUGAUUUUGAUGAUUCGAUUACUUUUAGUUCUCGAGAUGAUUCGGGAAAUAAGCGAAAGAAGGCUAGUUUCAAGGGAUUUGUGAAUGAGAUGUUGUCGCGGUGUAAGAUGUCUUGUAUUACCAAGUUUCGGCUUAAAUGUGGGUGUUACCAAUACAAGAACUCUUUGUUGUGUGAUUGGAUUAAUGCUGCUUCUUUUCAUCAUAAGGUAGCUGAAUUGGAAGUAUCGAUCAAUAUGUCAUUCACUUGUAGAGUGCCUUGUGUACUUAAUCUUACUCAAUUGACUUGUGAAAGUUUGGUGGUUCUGAAGUUGGAUUGUGGGUUUGUAUUGUGUGUUUCGAAAUCAUGUACAUUUCCGAAGCUGAAAGUUCUUUUUCUUGAAGGAAUUAUGUUCCAAGAAAAUGGCUUAAGUCGGUUUACUAACUAUUGUCAACCUUGUUUGGAUGAUUAUCAUGGUCUUAAUGGGAUUCUGUUUGGUUGUCCAAUGCUCAAAGAGUUGGUGAUAAACGGGUGUGAUUGGAAUGGCGGUAAUCUUUACUUUUCUAACCCUUUGCUUCGAAGGUUGACACUUGAUUCUGGAAUGACUGGACCUCUAGACCAACACAAUAGCUCUAUGAUCUAUUUUAACUUGCCGAGUUUGGUUUACUUUAGCUACUCUGAUGGCCUAGCAGAGCGAUAUGAAUUCAGAAAUCUGAGUAGUAUCAUUGAGGCUCGUAUUGAGAUUUGUUUUAAUGAUGAUGAAUUUGAUGAUCAACAAGAUCUUUGCGAUACUAUUCUUGAUCUUAUAACCGGGGUUAAUAGAUGUCGGUCCUUGAACUUGUCCCGUCAAUGCUUGGAGGCUCUUACUAGUGGUGAAUUCGAACUGCCUAUCUUUAGUUAUUUGACUUGUUUGGACCUCGCUCUUGGACAUGAGGUUAGCUGGAAUGAUGUGCUGCUAGACUUUCUCAAUAGCUCUCCUUGUUUGCAGUCUCUUACCUUGGAGCAGGUAGAUGGUGAAGUAGAUGACGAUUUCUUGCUAAUGGAAGAAGUGGUGCCGCCUUGUGUUUAUUCUCGGCUGAGGUUUAUCAACAUCAAGGAAUUCAGAGGAUUCACAGGGGAGAUGCAAUUGAUCAUGUAUUUCCUUGCGAAUGCUCAUCUUUUGGAGGAGAUGGUCAUACACUGGGAUCAAAGAAUAAGACAAAGGGACUCAGUUGCUAAAGAAAAGAAAAUAUUGGAGUUGCCAAAGUCCUCUACAUCCUGCUCAAUCGCAUUUAAGUGAUGCAAUAUACUUGUCCGGUUGGAAUUAGUUGUCACAUUUAUAAUGUAUUUUGAACAAGUAAAAUGUGACAACUAAAUCCUGACAGAGUUGCUAUUUCUUUUGGUACUUACUUUUUGAGGAUCGUCUGCCAUGUUCUUCCUAUAUUUUGUGCCCUGAGGUCUAUAUUGCUCGGUGAAGUGGUUACUGUGUUUUGUCACAUGAUCCGUGCAUAAACACAACUUUCCAUGAUGCUGUGAUCUUAGAGCUUCCCCUUGGAGGUUCAAUUGUGACUAAUUUCGUGCAUAUGUUAGAGAUUUCAGGUCCUGCUUGCUUCCCCUUGGAGGUUCAUUCAUGACUAUUUUUGUGUAUGUGAGUUCAGGGCCUAUUAGUUAAUUUUUGCUGUGAUAUAUUGAUGUAUGCACCAUUUGAAUGCUCUGUAAAUAUGUGUCACAUCUUUGAAAUUAUGCUGGAAUUAAUUUUGUCUAGGAAAGCUACCUACUGAAUUACAGUUCACAGUGGCUGAUUUUUUCCAUCUUUUCUCUAGUAAA